AUGAUUAAACAACAGCAACCACAGCAACUUAAGGCACAAAGCACCCAGGUCCUUCAGACCAUUACAUACGCCAUAUAUGCAUAUAAUUCAAAGACGGCAGAACAAACGCAAAGGUUGAAAUAUGGAGAUUUGGAGAUAGUAUUGAAAAAUGAACAUUUCGAAUUCGUUUGCAAAGGUGGUGCAGUGAUAUCAAAUAUAAAAGAAAUUUUAUUUAUGAAUUCAAAAAUUAAAGGUAUAACGGAUGAUAUAACAUCAAUUCCACCAGAAGAACAGAGAUAUUACGCAUUAAAUGCAUUUCCUAAAGUUUUGAAGAUUGGAAGAUUUAAUUUAAAUGAGGAAUUCAUAGAAGGUUUCCUAAAUGACAUAAUGAAGAAGGCAGAUAAGGAAUAUGUGGAUAGUGAGUUAAAUAAGAAGGCAAAUUUGGUUUAUGUUGAUGAAAAAGAUAAUGAAAUUAAAGAAAAGGUUGAAUGG
This is a messenger RNA of Trichomonas vaginalis G3, 471 nucleotides long. RefSeq lists its product as uncharacterized. The transcript has a single exon. The annotation marks the transcript as partial. NCBI's taxonomy places the organism in Eukaryota, Parabasalia, Trichomonadida, Trichomonadidae. The record is from RefSeq and is a predicted model, not a curated record.